Mycena indigotica is the source of this 1245-nucleotide messenger RNA. RefSeq lists its product as uncharacterized. The transcript has 5 exons. Lineage: Eukaryota; Fungi; Basidiomycota; Agaricomycetes; Agaricales; Mycenaceae. Gene Ontology annotation, biological process: meiotic DNA double-strand break formation; DNA recombination. The record is from RefSeq and is a predicted model, not a curated record. The coding region runs from base 1 to 1245 and encodes 414 amino acids.
AUGGUCUCCGAUGCUGACCGUCUACGCAUCGCGAUAGCUCUCACUGCAUUGAAAUACAAACCAAAAGACGUGUCUUGCGCGUCUUACGUUCUGCAACUGCGAACGGUCUUCCCGGCGUCCCAACCUGCUCCUCCAACAUCGGAUGGGUCGUGGCGGACACAUGCAUUGUCGCUGGAGAAAGAGAUGGUCGACUUGAAGCAAAAGUAUGACGCGGAGCGAAUCAAGAGUGCUGGUAUACUGUCUCAACCGUCCUCUUCAACAGAGCCACCAAGUAGCAAUCCGUUAACAACCACUACCAAGAAAAGGCCGAAAAAGAAAUCUCAGUCCGACAAGAUGAAUUCAGUUAGACCGAAGCUUGAAAGCAUUCAGGUAGAAAUAGCUACAAUACCGGGUUCAGCAUCGUUGUUCUCGAGCCUUUCCUCGUUCCAGCAGCUAACCACUUCUCUAAACGUCGACGAAACUACUCCGGCCCAACGGUCUCUGCUCUUGCGUACGACCCAACUUGUCAUCUCAGGCAUGGCCGACUUUCUCCAGCCGAUUCUUACAAGCUCAACUUUGACUGUCGCCUCCCAAUCCACAACGCUCCAUCGUUUCUCUGAUCUCAUGUCCCAGUUGUUGUCGACUACCCUUCCUAUUCUCAUCCGUAGACCGACUACCGUCUCCACUCUAAUGAACAAGCUGCUUGACUGUAUGAUAUCGUCAAUAUUUACGCCAAUAAUCCAAUCUUUCAUUCCUCUCUGCGAUCGUUUUCUGUCCGACCUCUUCCCCUUGAGGCCAACCGAGUCCAUUCCAGCAGACCUCCGUCCCGCCGUGCUUCAACUCUUCCAAAGCUCGUUCACAUCACUUGUUUCGACACCAUCUGCAUUCCAGCAUAACCUUCGCAAUUCCCUUGCGCUUACAACAGUGACCCAGCUGCAAACACUCUUUCCUGCCCCCGCUUCCGCCAAAACCCACAUUAGUCGCGUCAGGAGUCUGGCGCGCAAAGACGCGGUCUCCUAUCUCUGCACAACGCUACAUCUUCUUUUCGCUUCCCCCGCUUGCUUCCCCGUGCCUGUAACAACUCCGGAGGAGGCACCAAACUCGUUUGAGCAGCGGAUUACGGACGGUCUAACCAAGAUCGUCCGCCAGUGUCGUGUGCCGGCGAAUGAGGCGAAUUCAGGCGCCGAAAUUGUUGACGAAGUCGAGCAUGGGAUGGUCCUCGGCGUUCUGGAGGAGUAUUGGAAGUAUUCUUCUACUGUGCAAUGA